GUUUCCCGGGCUCUACGUGGGGAGUGGGGGUCAUCCGCGGUAAUCCACGGCCGCGUGACGUCUGGGGACCCCGGACCUGGAUCAGAGGUUCUGCCCGCGCUCUCCGCGCCUCGUCGCAAUGCCUCGCAAAAUUGAGGAAAUCAAGGACUUUCUGCUCACAGCCAGGCGAAAGGACGCCAAAUCGGUCAAGAUCAAGAAAAAUAAGGAUAAUGUGAAGUUUAAAGUUCGAUGUAGCAGGUACCUUUACACCUUGGUCAUCACUGACAAAGAGAAGGCAGAGAAGCUGAAGCAGUCGCUGCCCCCAGGUUUGGCAGUGAAGGAGCUGAAAUGAAUCACGCACACUGAUUUGAACUGUAUUAAAAUUUUUAAAAUUCUCAAAAUG
Molecule: messenger RNA, 382 nt
Organism: Kogia breviceps (pygmy sperm whale)
Lineage: Eukaryota; Metazoa; Chordata; Mammalia; Artiodactyla; Physeteridae
Gene: RPL38
Product: ribosomal protein L38
Biological process (GO): translation; protein-RNA complex assembly
Cellular component (GO): cytosolic large ribosomal subunit; ribosome
Molecular function (GO): structural constituent of ribosome
Source: RefSeq, a predicted model, not a curated record